AUGUCACAGGCAACAGUGGAUAAUUUUGUUACAGUCGUAUCGGUAGGACCGACAGACAAGCCAGAGAGUAAUGAAAACAUAAAUUUCGAUUCAGCUGGAUCGGGAUAUGUAACAGUGUUAACUAUUGGCGAUGACGAAAAUCAAAAGGAUAUCAAAGAUGUGACUGAAGAAGUGAUAGUGUACCGUUUACCUGGAGAAAGACUUGGAUUUGGACUUAAAUUCGAAGGAGGUACGAAAGCGACUGAAUUUGUUAAGAGACUUUUUAUUCAAUCUUGUGCUGCUGAUAGUCCUGCAUCAAGAGUAAAAAGUUCCUGGGGUAAAUUAACAGAAGGAGAUGAAAUUCUUGAAAUCGACUCUGUUUCGGUUAAUACUAUGACUAGAAUAGAUUGCGUUAGAUGUUUAAAGGACUCAAAUGUAGCCAUAAAACUUUUAGUUCGACACACGUAUGGCCAGGAAAAUAAAAAACAAGAAACUUCACCCUUAAUUAUUAGUGCCGAAGAAAAAAGAGUUCCCCCUCCUCCACCACCUGUCCCUCCUCGGAAGAUAUCAAGAAAACUACUGAAGAACCUUAAUAAUAACGUCCCAAAAGAACAAGUGGACAGCUCCUUAGGAAAUAACAACGUUGCAAAUGUUAGACCUACUGAAACUAGUAAACAAAAGAAGUUACAAUCACCACGAGGCAGUGUUCGCUCGUACAAUUCCCCAGAUCUAUUGCGAAGAGAUCGGAGAUUUUCUGAUGGUAGUCUUGGACCUCCAGAUGCAGAAGUUUAUGUCGAUCUUUUUCUUCAAGAAUCUACGCAAAGUUUAAGCGAAUCUGAUGAUACUGGAAGUACUAUUUCAACAGUGAUUGACAGAUUUGGAUCAUUUCCUGCAACCACUACCUCUAGCUUCUCUGGAAGUCUACCGUCAACUCCAACUUCAAUACAAAGACAGCUAGAUAUCUCGAAUAUAAAUAUUUAUGAGGAUGAUGAUGUUAUUCAUGGAAAAAGUCUUAACAAACCAACACCGCUUCCAAGGGAAGAAAACAACAACAUAAUUAUGGAAGAAGUUAACCCCUUAUGUUUUCAAGAUGCGCCUCUAAGCUAUGGAAAUGAAAGUACAAAAGUAAUUGUACCUGACGAAAUCGACUUAAUCAGAGAAGAACCAAUCGUGUUACAGGAAAAUAGACAAGUUUCCAAGAAGCCUCCUGUGCCUCCUCGAUCAAGAGACACUCACCUCACCACAUCGUCUGAAAAAAUUGAAAAGUGCGUAGAAAAUCUUCCACGCCUAGUAGAUUUUGUACCAAAAACGGCUAACGGUGUUAAGGAAGUUGAGAAUUCCACAGAAAUUAUGAAAAUGUUCCUCGAGAACGAACGUUACAAACCUGAUUUUGAAUUUUUCGAUAAAGAACCUGAUAAAGAUAAUUAUAUCAACGGCGUUGACUUGUACAGCUCCAAGUGGAGUUUAUCGUCUCAGCUGGCAACCAUUGGCGAAGUAGAAGAAGAAGGAAGCUGUGACUGCAAUUUUAACAGGUCUUCUCCUAAAACAACGCCGGUAGUAAUAGUGGAAAAUACUGAGAAGAGAGAGGACAAAAAUACACCUCACAGUCCAGAAACUACAAAAAAAGGAAAUAAUGAAACGCCAACUAAAGUAGCAUCAACGAACAUAUUCUUAGCGCUGAAUUCUUCAAGCCUUAAUCACGUACAAAUGAAAUUACCAGAAGAAACGAAAAACAGCAAAUCCAAAGACUACCUUAGUACUAACUCGAAUUCUAGGAAACCAGGACCUAUUAAUGUAAAAGCACUAAAGAAAAACUUUGAAAAUAUGAAUUCUUCUUCUCCUGUAUCACCACAAAAAGUUCCUUUUUUUAAAUCUGCAGAAUCUAGAAGCAAUAGCAAAGUAAAUGACAUUAUAGAAGGCAAGGCGACGUUGCCUGUUAGAAACGGUAUAGGCAAAAGUGUUGAAAAAUUAGAAAUCUGCUCGCCCCCAAAGACUCAAGACAAGAAAUCUUCAGAAGUUGAAACAAAGACGAUCACGCUCAAAACCGAUCCAUAUGGAACUAGUCUAGGUAUUACUUUAUCCGGUGGAGUUGACGAAAAUAAAGAUAUAACGGUACACCGCAUAAAGUAUUCUAGUAUAGCAUAUACUGAUGGGCAGCUUAAGAAAGGAGACAAGAUCAUUUCCAUUAAUGGACAGUCCACUAGAGAUUUAACUCACCUGGAAGCUGUUGAACUACUUAAGGAACCCGUUACUGAAUUUUAUAUUGUGAUUGAGGAAGGAGAAAAUCUAGUGCCAUCCCCUGUUAGUAGUAGUAGUUUGUUACAAAGAAGAUCGUCUUCAAUGUCUUCUGUGAUCUCAAGGACUAAAUCACCUUCAUUAGAAGUAUUAGAAGAAAAAGAGGCAAACAAUGUAAUAAGUUUCAUAAAGGAUGGAGCCGGCUUAGGAUUUAGUAUUGAAGGUGGAAGAGAUUCGCCACAAGGAAAUGUGCCAUUAUUGGUUAAGAAGAUAUUUACAGGAGGAGCAGCUGAAAAAUCAGGUAACCUAAACGUGGGUGAUGAAAUUAUACAAAUCAAUGAUAUCAAGUUCACAUUACUAACAAGAAUCGAAGCUUGGAACAUUAUGAAGAAGAUUCCAGACGGCAAAGUUGAUAUACAUAUUUUCAGAUAA
This is a messenger RNA of Diabrotica balteata, 2646 nucleotides long. Lineage: Eukaryota; Metazoa; Arthropoda; Insecta; Coleoptera; Chrysomelidae. The record is from the annotation of a GenBank genome assembly.